Rosa rugosa (rugosa rose) is the source of this 2394-nucleotide messenger RNA. RefSeq names its product aspartic proteinase 36-like. Gene Ontology annotation, molecular function: aspartic-type endopeptidase activity. The record is from RefSeq and is a predicted model, not a curated record. Gene Ontology annotation, biological process: proteolysis. Bases 133 to 2076 code for a protein of 647 amino acids. The transcript has 12 exons. NCBI's taxonomy places the organism in Eukaryota, Viridiplantae, Streptophyta, Magnoliopsida, Rosales, Rosaceae.
CUCUAUUGAAGAAAACUAACAAACAAAUGAAUAGGCCUUCUUCUUCUUCUUCUUCACUCAAAGCCUCAAAGCUCCUCCUCUGCUCUUCUCUGUUUCCAUUUCCGAUCUGAACCAUUUUCGGCUCCGGCUCAAAUGGCCGAGGAGGCAUCACCGACUCGCCUCACCUUCAUCCUCAUUGUUCUCGUGAUCUUCAUUAUCGAUUCCGUCCAUGUCUUUGCCAAUCCGAGCACCCCUGCUCUUCUUCUCCAUUCACUUCCAGUCCCGGCCAUGGUGUUACCUCUCUACCACUCCACUCCCAAUUCCUCUUCUUCUUCUUCUUCUUCUUCGACGUUUAAUUCGCGUCGCCACCUUCAGGGAUCCGAGUCCCCUCGCCGCCCCAACGCCAGGAUGAGCCUCUACGACGAUCUCCUCCGCAACGGGUACUAUACGACCCGGCUUUGGAUCGGAACGCCGCCGCAGAUGUUUGCUCUGAUUGUUGAUACCGGCAGCACUGUCACCUAUGUGCCUUGCUCCUCUUGUGAACAGUGUGGCAGACACCAGGACCCUAAGUUUGAUCCCGAAUCGUCGAACACGUACCAAGCUGUGAAAUGCAACAUAGAUUGUUCCUGUGACAAUGACAGGGUGAAUUGUAUAUACGAGAGGCAGUAUGCCGAAAUGAGCAGUAGUAGUGGUGUGUUGGGCGAGGAUCUUAUAUCAUUUGGGAACCGGAGUGAUCUCAAGCCUCAGAGAGCGGUUUUCGGGUGUGAGAAUGUGGAGACCGGUGACCUGUUCAGCCAGGCUGCCGAUGGGAUAAUGGGAUUGGGACGUGGUGAUCUAAGUGUGGUGGAUCAGCUUGUUGGGAAAGGUGUUAUAAGUGAUUCGUUCUCCUUGUGUUAUGGUGGGAUGGACAUUGGCGGGGGUGCAAUGGUUCUUGGUGGUAUCGCAGCUCCUGAAGACAUGGUCUUUACGCAAUCAAACGCCGGACGAAGUCCAUACUACAAUAUUGAUUUGAAGGAGAUACAUGUAGCUGGGAAGCAAUUGGCUCUGAAUCCAAGCGUCUUUGAUGGAAAACAUGGAACAGUCCUGGACAGUGGCACAACAUACGCUUACCUUCCAGAAGCAGCAUUUCUAGCAUUUAAAGAGGCUAUCAUGAAGGAAGUUAAUUCACUCCAACAGAUCCGUGGCCCUGAUCCCAACUAUAAUGAUAUCUGUUUUUCCACUGAUGUAAGUGAUGUGUCCCAACUUUCAAGCACCUUUCCACAAGUUGAUAUGAUAUUUGGCAAUGGGAAAAAGUUUGGCCUAUCUCCUGAAAAUUACUUAUUCCGACAUUCAAAGGUGCAUGGUGCUUAUUGUCUUGGGAUUUUCCAAAAUGGAAAGGAUCCAACUACACUUUUGGGAGGAAUCCUUGUCCGCAAUACUCUUGUAACAUACGACCGUGAGCAUUCCAAGAUUGGUUUUUGGAAAACUAAUUGUUCUGAGUUGUGGGAAAGACUUCAUGUAUCUCCUUCACCUCUACCAAUGCCUCCUACUUCUGAGGAAAAGAAUCCAACUGCCGAAACACAGCCUACAGUAGCUCCAUCUGGAUCGCCAUAUGUACUUUCAGGAGACCUCCAAAUUGGACACAUAACAUUUGAUAUGUCUUUGAACAUCAGCUACUCAGAUCUGAAGCCCCACAUUACAGAACUUGGUGAAUUCAUAGCUCAGGAAUUAGACAUUAACACUUCACAGGUCAAUUUGGUGAAAUUUUCUUCUGGUGGAAAUCAUUCCUUUAUUAAAUGGGACAUAACCCCCGCAGAUUCAACCGACUACAUUUCUAAUACAACAGCUGUGGCUAUAAUUUCCAGGCUUGCUGAACAUCGGUUGCAGUUUCCUGUCAUGUUUGGAAGUUAUCAGUUGAUUGAUUGGAGGGUUGAGCCCAAGGCAAAACGGACGUGGUGGAAGAAGAGUCAUGUGGUGGUUAUAUCAAUUUUAGUCGUUCUUGUUAUUGGAUUAUUAGUUUCUGGAUUGUGGCUUUUUUGGAGACAUCGACAACGGACCGUCAAUCCAUACAAGCCUGUGGAUGCGACUGUUACAGAGGCAGAACUCCAGCCACUUUGAAACUCAGGAAGCUGUCUUUGCUCAGUGGUUGAUGGCACAAAAGCCUGCCAUUUGCAUUUUUGACUCGCAUGACAACAAAAAUAUCUGGAAUCACAAACUACUCGCAGUGAUCAAGAUUAUUGUUGAUGAAUCAUUCUUUGCAGUCCAAAGAAAAGGAUGCUCAUUAUUAAAGCCUAGAUAGUAGAGAGGUAUAGAUAGAACUACUCACAUUUUUAUUCUGUAAACUUAAUUGAAUUUGUAUGUGAAUAUUUGUAACAACAUACAAGUGAAUCAAAAGUAUGCCCAAUAAGGCCUCUUUUUGAGCUGUUUUUCUUUGUA